ACAUUUAACAUGGCGGAUUUGAUUAACUUUAUUUCAAAGAGGGAAAUUGACGCGAAAAAAGAAGAAACUAGGAAAGCAAGAGAGCAAAUCCUCAAAAAGGCAAAAGGAGACUAUGAGAGAGAGCAGUGGAAAAAGCAGAAGCGCAUUGAGAGCGGAGAGACUUCGUGGAUGUUACCAUCCUUAAGCAAUAGUUUGACAGUGGAGGACGACAGCCAUAAUGAUAAGGAUAAAUCGAAAAAAAAGAAACACAGGAAAGAGAAGAAGCAAAAAAAGGACAAAAAGGAGAAGAAGCACAAGAAGCAGAAGAAAGAUACUAGUAAAGAAAACAUGUCCUCAGAUUCGGAGUCAGGAGAUGAGUGGGUUGAAAAAGAAACAACUGAUUCAGUUACAUUGUCAAAACCAGGUGAAGUUCAGGUAAUGCAACAGCAGCGUGACAGCUGGAUGCUGUGUCCACCAGUUACAUCAAGCUCCCAAGACCCAGUGCAUCAGGAGGAAGAAGAAGAUAAGGGAAGCAAAGAUGAUGAGGAAACAGAAGCUCUGUCUUGCAUUGAUCGGCCAGGACAGCAUGCUAAAGAAUUGAACCCAUACUGGAGAGAUGGAGGUACAGGCUUACCAUCUGAGAGGAAGAGUUCACAGGACACCCAUCACAAGGAAGGAAAUGCCGGACAUUCGUUUAGCAGCGCUUGGUUGAAGAGAGCUUAUCAAAGGGCCAAAGAUGAAGCUGAGGAAGAGGGCAAGAAAUUGGCUGAUAUUGUCGCAAAAAGAUACGGGUCUGUACAGAAACUGGAAGCUAUGAUCAAGGAGGCCGAGGAUAGAGAAGAAAAGCUUAGAGGAGAGGAAUCAAGGAAGAGGGACAGAGAGAGAUACAGAGGCGAUAGAGAAGGUAGAGACGAUCGACAUCGUGACAGAGACAAAGAAUGGAGACGAAACCGGGACAGAAGUCCUAUGGACAGAUAUUCUCGGGACAAUGGAAAAACUUACAGGUCUACGAGGGAAGAAGAUGAAAAUAAAUGGAGAAGAAGACCGGAACAAGAGGAGACAGGACGCGAGCGACCUAGAGAUGAUACAAACAGAUUUGCACGUCCUGGCGACUUCGCCGGCGACAACAGGUCAUCCUUCGUUGGUAAGUUUAAGCGUCCUGGCUCUUCGACAUCCACACCUCAGAGGUCUUCAACUUGGGACUUCGACUCGAACAAAAACACGAUUAAGGAAAGACACUCCUACGACAGACCAAGCUCCAGUUCCUCGGGCGGAUGGAGAAAGAAGCCAGAUAUUGGAACUGAGAAGGGGUCGCCCCCACUGGAAGUAAAGCGCACCGAGGAUAAGGAAUCAGUUCCGGAAGUGAAACUGGAACCAGAAACAGACAGCAGCUCGAGCUCUGAGGAAGAAGUCGAAGAGAAAAAACCAGUUGUGAUUCCUGCAAAGAAAAUCACAGAAAAAGAUUUGAAUGACAUUGGGGCGAAGAUUGUUAAGGCGGAAAUCAUGGGAAACGAGGAUUUAGCAACUAAGUUGAAGGCCCAGCUGGAAGAAAUGAGAAAAAACAAGAAACUUCAAGAAGCGCAAGUGGAAGGAAGCAGUACAACGGAGGAGCAGAUGGUUUUAUUAACACGAACCGAUGCGACAGGAAAUGUGUGGCCAGUGGAAAUGACAGCUGAGGAAACGAGGGGAGGACGAAAGAAGCGACGAAAGGUAGCCACACAUGGUAAGGAAGGCAAAAGAGAGAGGUACUUCGCAGAUGACGACAAUUAUGAUCUGAAGGAAAUGGUGAGAAGAGAGAAAACGAACUCUGGACGAAAUGAUCCCAUGAUGGCAAAAAUGUUCAAGACCUCUCGACCCGCAGACCAGCGCAAUGAUCAUCAACCCACCGUGUCUCCCAUUAAUGAUGAAAAUGAAUUCGAUGUGUUUUGCUGUUUAUCAUUUCAUCCAGAACAUAGACAGUUGGCUGCUCAACUUGCACGAUGUCGCUUCUGUUUUGAGAACCCUGACAUCGCCAAACAUCUCAUUAUUGCCAUAGGACUCAAGGUUUACCUGGCGCUUCCUCUGCACGAGUCUCUCACAGAAGGUCAUUGUCUCAUCAUUCCAAUGCAGCACUGCUCUGCAGCUACCAUGCUGGACGAAGACGUUUGGAGUGAAAUUCAGAUUUACAAAAAAGGCCUCACGAGAAUGUUUGAAGAAAAGGAGGAGGACGUGGUUUUUAUAGAAACCCACAAACAGUUGCGGAAACAGCAUCACAUGAUUAUCGAAUGCAUUCCUCUCCCCAAAGAAGUUGGAGAUAUGUCUCCCGUUUAUUUUAAGAAAGCCAUUUUGGAAUCGGACACAGAAUGGGCACAAAACGUGAAAUUGGUGGACACAAGGAAGAAAGGACUGCGUGUAUCAAUUCCUAAGGGUCUUCCAUAUUUCAGCGUCGAGUUCGGACUGGAUGGGGGAUUUGCACAUGUCAUCGAGGACGAAGCGCUGUUUCCUUUAUAUUUCGGCAAAGAAAUUAUCGGGGGUAUGCUCGACCUUGAGCCGCAGAGAUGGAGAAAUCCGCGGCGUGAGAACUUUGAGCAUCACAAGAGAAAGGUGCUGCAAUUUGCAGACUGGUGGAAACCUUACGACUGGACACGAAAGAUAGAAAGAGAUUGAAAGAUGUCGUCUAAAAUUAUAUACACGGGAUCAAGUGUGCUUUCCAGAGAGACUCAGUCUCUAGUCUCAGAUAAGAGACACGAGAAGCCUCGGUGGAAGGAGUCAAGUUAUAUUCAGUCGAGUGUCUUUAGCCCAAACGCAAAGUAAACACAACAGCCAGUAAGAUAGGAAAGAGUCUGAAGGAGCCGAUGAGAACUCAUAAUGAAAACAAGUGAGUUGCCUAAAGCGUGAGAAAACGCGAGUGGAUAAUUUCUCUUGGUUGUAGAUUUGAUCUGAUCGGUGAAGAGGGUGGCAUGAUUCACUCAGCUGGGUGAAGCAAGACCACUUAAACACACAAGUCGCUCUUCAAAUGCGCCUAGUUAUCAGUGCACAGUGCAUAACGAGACAUGAAAGCCUUGGGAAAUGUGACCCUCGGACAAUUGGUUUAGAAUUAAACCAGGACAGAAGGAUUCAAUUUAUUUAUUGCUCGGUACAUCGAGUCUAUCGAAAAAAAA
Pocillopora damicornis (cauliflower coral) is the source of this 3119-nucleotide messenger RNA. Its product is annotated as pre-mRNA splicing factor CWF19L2. Gene Ontology annotation, cellular component: post-mRNA release spliceosomal complex. The record is from RefSeq and is a predicted model, not a curated record. Gene Ontology annotation, biological process: mRNA splicing, via spliceosome. NCBI's taxonomy places the organism in Eukaryota, Metazoa, Cnidaria, Anthozoa, Scleractinia, Pocilloporidae.